GCACAAGCUGGGGGGAGGAAGCGGAGAAAGCAUCCUGGUGUCGCAGCUCCAGCACGGGCUGACCCUGGAGUUUGAGCACAGCGAUUCGCCCCGUCGGCUUCGUCUCGUGCUGAGCGAGUUACUGGCAAUUAUGAACAAGGUGUCAGAAUCGAAUGGUGAGUUUUUUCUCAAAUCUUCUGAGCUCUUCGAGAGUCCUGUUUAUCUGGAGGAGGCAGCAGAUGUUCUCUGCAUUUUGCAAGCAGAGCUGCCAUCACUGUUGCCGAUAGUUGAUGUGGCUGAAGCUUUGUUGCAUGUUAAAAACGGAGCCUGGUUCCUCUGCCUUCUGGUGGCCAAUGUCCCCGAUAGCUUUAAUGAGGUCUGUAGAGGUUUGAUUAAGAAUGGUGAGCGGCAAGAUGAGGAGAGUGUCGGAGGCCGUCGGAGAACAGAAGCGCUGCGCCACCUCUGCAAAAUGAACCCUUCCCAAGCUCUGAGGGUCCGAGGCAUGGUGGUGGAAGAGUGUCAUCUGCCAGGUCUUGGUGUGGCUUUGACCUUGGAUCACACCAAAAAUGAAUCUUCUGAUGAUGGAGUGAGUGACCUGGUGUGUUUUGUGAGCGGUUUGCUACUUGGAACAAAUGCAAAGGUUCGAACUUGGUUUGGAACUUUUAUCCGAAAUGGCCAACAGAGAAAAAGAGAUAAUAUCAGUUCUGUGCUUUGGCAAAUGAGGAGGCAGCUGCUCCUGGAGCUCAUGGGAAUCCUUCCCACGGUUCGCAGCACACACAUUGUUGAAGAAGCAGAUGUUGAUACGGAGCCAAAUGUGUCUGUGUAUUCAGGACUGAAGGAAGAGCAUGUCGUGAAAGCCAGCGCAUUGUUACGUCUCUACUGCGCUUUGAUGGGAAUUGCUGGGCUGAAGCCAACUGAUGAAGAAGCUGAGCAGCUACUGCAGCUGAUGACGAGCCGGCCUCCCGCAACUCCCGCUGGCGUCCGCUUUGUCUCUCUCUCCUUUUGCAUGCUGCUGGCCUUCUCCACUCUGGUCAGCACCCCGGAACAGGAGCAGCUCAUGGUAAUGUGGCUUAGCUGGAUGAUAAAGGAAGAAGCCUACUUUGAAAGCAUUUCUGGUGUGUCUGCGUCUUUUGGAGAGAUGCUUCUCUUGGUAGCCAUGUAUUUCCAUAGUAACCAGCUCAGUGCUAUCAUCGAUUUGGUUUGCUCCACCUUGGGAAUGAAGAUUGUUAUUAAGCCCAGCUCACUCAGCAGAAUGAAGACAAUCUUCACACAGGAGAUUUUCACUGAGCAGGUUGUUACGGCCCACGCAGUUCGUGUGCCUGUUACGGGCAACCUCAGCGCCAACAUCACUGGGUUUUUACCGAUUCACUGCAUUUACCAGCUUUUAAAAAGUCGAUCAUUCACGAAGCACAAAGUAUCCAUUAAGGACUGGAUCUAUCGGCAGCUCUGUGAAACCACCACCCCGCUCCAUCCGCAGUUGCUCCCUCUGAUUGACGUCUACAUUAACUCCAUUCUUACUCCUGCGUCAAAAUCCAACCCGGAGGCCACAAAUCAGCCUGUCACGGAGCAGGAGAUCCUCAAUGUCUUUCAGGGACUCUCUGGGGGAGAAAAUGCCCGUCUUACUCCACGAUACAGCAUCACUACACAGUUACUCGUGCUCUACUAUGUCCUGUCGUAUGAGGAGGCACUUCUGGCAAGCACAAAGAUACUAGCUGCCAUGCAGAGAAAACCCAAGUCUUACUCUUCAGCAUUAAUGGAUCAGAUUCCAAUCAAGUACCUCAUCCGGCAGGCGCAAGGACUGCAGCAGGAACUGGGAGGCUUGCAUUCCGCGCUGUUGCGCCUGCUGGCAACCAACUACCCGCACCUCUGCAUUGUGGAAGACUGGAUCUGUGAGGAACAGAUCACGGGCACUGAUGCCUUACUGAGGAGGAUGCUUCUUACAAACAUUGCAAAGAAUCACUCUCCCAAACAGCUACAAGAAGCAUUUUCCCUGCUGCCUGGAAAUCAUACCCAGCUGAUGCAAAUCUUAGAACAUUUAACACUUCUGUCAGCUGGUGAAUUGAUCCCGUAUGCAGAAGUAUUGACAUCCAAUAUGAAUCUCUUGCUGAAUGCUGGAGUCCCUCGAAGGAUUCUUCAGACUGUCAAUAAACUUUGGAUGGUCCUUAACACUGUGAUGCCGAGAAGGUUGUGGGUGAUGACUGUUAAUGCUCUGCAGCCUUCGGUAAAAAUAGUCCGACAGCAGAAGUACACUCAGAAUGAUCUGAUGAUUGAUCCUUUGAUUGUGCUACGAUGUGAUCAGAGAGUUCAUAGGAGUCCUCCUCUGAUGGAUAUAACUCUGCACAUGCUGAAUGGCUAUCUUCUCGCUUCCAAAGCGUACCUCAAUUCUCACCUGAAAGAAACAGCAGAGCAGGACAUUAGGCCAUCACAGAACAACGCAAUGGGUCCAGAGGCCCCAGAAGUUACAAGGGAAGAACUGAAAAACGCGUUGCUUGCUGCUCAGGACAGUGCUGCUGUGCAGAUUCUUCUAGAGAUCUGCUUACCUACAGAAGACGAGAAAGCCCAGACCAGCCCUACGAAUCCUGAACUCGAGGAAGAAGAUAGUUUGCUGUGCAAUCUUCGAGAGGUCCAGUGCCUGAUCUGCUGCCUUCUGCAUCAGAUGUAUAUAGCAGAUCCCAACAUAGUCAAACUCGUUCAUUUUCAGGGUUAUCCCUGUGAACUUCUGGCGCUGACAGUGGCAGGGAUUCCGUCAAUGCACAUCUGUCUGGAUUUCAUACCGGAGCUCAUUGCCCAGCCUGAACUUGAAAAACAGAUAUUUGCCAUCCAGUUACUUUCAUUUUUGUGUAUCCAGUAUGCACUACCCAAAUCUCUCAGCGUGGCUCGUUUAGCUAUCAAUGUGAUGGGAACUCUGCUCACGGUUUUAACUCAGUCGAAGCGCUAUGUGUUUUUUAUGCCGACCCUGCCCUGUUUGGUAUCGUUCUGUCAAGCCUUUCCUCCUUUGUAUGAGGAUAUUAUGUCUCUGCUGAUACAAAUAGGACAAGUUUGUGCCUCUGAUGUUGCUACGCAGACAAGAGAUUUUGACCCAAUUAUUACACGUCUCCAGCAACUAAAGGAAAAACCUCAUGAAGUGUCUGGACUUUGUAAAGAUUCAUCUAACAAAAGUUGUUCAAGGGACGUUGCAAGCAUGGAUCCUGACGUUCGGUUAUGCCAGUGCGUGGAAAAUACUAUCAUUGAAAUAAUUAACAUGAGUGUAAGUGGAAUUUAGGAAGACUUCAAAUGAAAUUGGACUGUAGCUGGUCCCACAGCCUGUGGUUUCUGAAGGUGGAGAAAGCUGCCAAAGUGGACUGAAGAACUGGAGCACCAGAACUCCGUGUUUUUCGAUCAU
Molecule: messenger RNA, 3361 nt
Organism: Apaloderma vittatum (bar-tailed trogon)
Lineage: Eukaryota; Metazoa; Chordata; Aves; Trogoniformes; Trogonidae
Gene: INTS2
Product: integrator complex subunit 2
Exons: 24
Biological process (GO): snRNA 3'-end processing
Cellular component (GO): integrator complex
Source: RefSeq, a predicted model, not a curated record